Hyaloperonospora brassicae is the source of this 1191-nucleotide messenger RNA. The record is from the annotation of a GenBank genome assembly. NCBI's taxonomy places the organism in Eukaryota, Oomycota, Peronosporomycetes, Peronosporales, Peronosporaceae.
AUGGACCAAGCUACGAGUCCAUUCGUGCCACUGGUACUGUUGCCGCAUGAUGCUAUUCAGUUGACGGAAGUCGCUUACGUCUUCGUCCAGCGUCAUGUGGAGGCUUACGAUCGGCACCUGCAUCAAGACUGCGAACUAAUCGACAAGAAACAAUGGAGACCGAUCCAGCAGCGCGGCGACGUGCAGGUUUUCCUGGCAGUGCAAAGCUGCAAGCGAUCGGAGAGUGCAAAAGAAUCGGGUGUCCGUAAGCAGCAACAGUAUACAAACUCGGCAGCUUUGCCCGAACUGUUGACCGUGGGUCACGUGGGUGGCUCUCUGGACGAUGUGAUGCUAGGCGCCAUGACCCCAACGAUCGCUUCGAUGCGGCUCAAACACUUCUACGCGGGGAUCGAACUCAACGAAUGUGCUGUGUUGGCGACGAUUGAUUGUCCGUCACCUGCGGACCCCUUCCAAUCGCUCAACAUCAAGUGGGCUGAAGGGUACCAGCCUCCAAUGGUCCGCUCGGUCGCACGUGACCGUGACUUUGUGUAUAUGGAGGCGACGGGUUUCGCGAAACUCCGUGACGGCGAAGAGGUUGGCUACCACCUUCUUCACUCGGUGCACUUUCCUCAGACGCCAAAGGUAGGCAGAAACGUUCGAGGAACCAUAUCCAUGUGUGAGCUGUACAGACAACGGAACCACAGCACCGUAGACCUGUACGCUCGAGCUUUGAUGGAUUUCGGAGGACGACUUGGUCGAUCAUAUGCAGUCAAGUGUGCAUCGACAGCACUCCUUUCAGUGCGUCACGUGGUCCGUUGCGCCCAUUUGAAGAAGCUCGCGUGGCUACUGAGACUAAGUGAUCCGACCGUGGUCUUCCAAGGAGAGCUGAAGUGCAUUGACUGUCGUCGGCGGCCUGGUCUUUUCGUCACCGAUAUCGGGUCCUGCGCUCUUUGUAAACGCGCCUUGUGCAUGUCGUGUAGAUUGAAGAUCGAGCUGGGGUUCGUCGGUCUGACAGGAUGCCUGGCAAAGAGGAAGCUGUGGUUCUGCAAGUACUGCUGGGACGAAGCAGCGCAGACGAGCUCGCGUGUUGCUGCAAUCGAAGAGUAUGCCGAUACGAGGUCAAUAGAACAAAGUGGAUGGAGCAGUGACUCGCCAUCCAACAGCGCGCUGUCCAACGCAGGACGUGGCGAUGUUUGGAGCUUUCUAGGAUGA